This is a messenger RNA of Arthroderma uncinatum, 768 nucleotides long. RefSeq lists its product as uncharacterized. Gene Ontology annotation, biological process: nucleocytoplasmic transport. The record is from RefSeq and is a predicted model, not a curated record. NCBI's taxonomy places the organism in Eukaryota, Fungi, Ascomycota, Eurotiomycetes, Onygenales, Arthrodermataceae. Bases 1 to 768 code for a protein of 255 amino acids. Gene Ontology annotation, cellular component: nuclear pore; cytoplasm. The transcript has 4 exons. Gene Ontology annotation, molecular function: GTPase activator activity.
AUGUCUGACGCCGCCGACCCAAAGACCGACCCCACCACCACUGCCCCUCCAGAGACCGUGGCCGAGGAAAAGAAAGAAGAGACCACCACCACGACCGAGAAGACGGCCGAAGAUGCCUCCAAGACGGUCGAUGAUUUCGUUGUCGUAGAGGGUGACAAGCCUGCCGCCACCGAGGAGAGCAAACCCGCUACCACGGACUCGGUCUUUUCCAUGUUUGGCGGCGGUCCCCCCAAGGAAAAAAAGGAGCAGCCAGAAGACGAUGCCGAUGAGCCAUCUGGUUCCUCCAAGCAGAAAAAGGCCGAUGACGCCGAUGACGUCGAAGCCGAGCCAGACGUGCACUUUGAGCCCGUCAUCCACUUGACUGAGAAGGUCGAAAUCAAGACCAACGAAGAGCUCGAGGAGCAGACCUUUAAGAUGCGCGCCAAACUCUUCAGAUUCGAUCGGGAAACCAAGGAGUGGAAGGAGCGAGGAACCGGUGAUAUCAAGUUGUUGAAACACAAGGAGAACCACAAGACCCGACUGCUUAUGCGAAGAGAUAAGACCCUGAAGGUCUGCGCCAACCACUACGUUGUGCCUGAUAUGAAGCUGUCGCCAAACGUCGGUAGUGAUCGAAGUUGGGUGUGGAACGCCGCUGCGGAUGUCAGCGAGGGCGAGCCCGAGGCCCAAACCCUGGCUAUCCGCUUUGCCAACAGCGAGAACGCGAACCUUUUCAAGGAAGCCUUCGAAAAGGCCCAAGAAGAGAACGCUCUACUUUUCGGCAAAGACUAA